This is a messenger RNA of Spinacia oleracea (spinach), 2253 nucleotides long. Its product is annotated as homeobox-DDT domain protein RLT1. The record is from RefSeq and is a predicted model, not a curated record. Gene Ontology annotation, molecular function: DNA binding. The transcript is spliced from 8 exons. NCBI's taxonomy places the organism in Eukaryota, Viridiplantae, Streptophyta, Magnoliopsida, Caryophyllales, Amaranthaceae. Bases 300 to 1811 code for a protein of 503 amino acids.
ACGCAAACAACGAACAGUGAAGGGUCGCACCAUAAUCUGGAUUAAAACAACAAAAAAUCCGAGAAGAGAAACAAUUAAAAUUCUGGGAAACCAAGAGAUGCUUUUUUAAUCCCUGCCUUGUAUUCAAAGACCCCUCUUUCUCUCUCUAUAUCCUCUUUUUUCUCUCUCAUUUUCUCUUGAUUUAGGAUUCCAGAUGUGAAGAACCCAACUCAAUCCCAUUAAACCCAAGAAAGUUUAGAAGAGAAGAUUAUUGACAGAAAAAAAUAUAGAGAUUUGGAUUUUGGACUUCUGUACACAACAUGGAAGAUUCUAUUGAAGUACAAUGUGAAGAAAAUAAAGAAUUUCCGGAAAAGAACAAGAGAAGACGUUUCAAGACACCAUACCAACUGCAGGCUUUGGAGGAUUUUUAUAAUGAACACAAGUACCCAACUGAGUCCAUGAAGACAGAGCUUGCAGAGAAUUUAGGUCUGACCGAGAAGCAGAUUUCUGGAUGGUUUUGUCACCGCAGAUUGAAGGAUAAGAGAAUCAUAAAUGGUGAAUUAAACCCACUUGGCAAGCAAGAAAUUUCAAGCGGUGUUAUACAAGAUCGUGGUAGUGGACUAAAACAGGAUUCAUGUAGUAGCAACAAACAAGGUGAUUACAGACUUGCUGAUUUGAGGGAGGUUGAGAGUAGGAGGUUUGGUCACAAUGAUAUCCCUGUUCCCGAGAUAAACUACGAGCAAAGGGUGCUUGAUGAUGGAACUGAGAUAGAUGAUACAUCUUCAGAAAGUAAUUCAGCUCCGCAGGGUAGCUUUUACCCUCAUAAAAGGAGUCCUUUGAAUGUCGAAACAACAGAAUACCGGGCACCAAAUGGAUUUGUUGCUCCAAACAGGAGGCGUGCGGGACCCUCAGGAUACUUGAAAAUCAAAGGUCAGACCGAAAAUGUUGCUGUAACUGCGGUCAAGAGACAGCUAGGAAGACAAUAUCAGGAUGAUGGUCCUCCUCUUGGGAUUGAGUUUGAUCCGCUUCCUCCUGGGGCAUUUGAAUCACCAUGCAAGAAUGUGAAUACUGAUGCUUAUGGAGUUUCUGAACAUGUUGGCUCUAGCUCUCUUGAUGUCGGUGUCAUUCAUAAGAGACAUAGCCUUAGCACAAUACAAAAUCAGGACAAGUGUGUUGCUCCUGCUAACUCCAGAUCCAUGCAUAAAUCAGACUCAGACACUUUCUCUUACCGUCAACCUAAACAGAAGUCCCAUUUCCCUAAUCAUGGCCGUGUUCUCCCAGUCCAGAAAUCUCCUUUCGGUGUUGCUUCCUACUCUGCUAGAGAAACAUCAGAUUAUGAUGGCAGUAUGAACAACGGGAUCCGGCAUAAGCAUGAAUCAUCAGGUAUGGGAUCAGAUUCCUAUGGUGGAAAAUUUACCAAUGAACCAGAAGAUCCUUGGUGGCAUAAUUAUGACAAUGGGAAUUCUGUGGCUGUCCAUAGAAGAGAACGAUUAGAUUCCAGAUCUGUUGCUCCACUAGUUGGGCAUAAGGACCCCAUAGAUACAGAGGACAGGGACAGGGUACCGCCUAGCAGGAUAAUGAAGGAUGUAGAACUUUAUGCUGAGAGAAGACCUGUAGUUGAGUAUCAUGAUUUCAACAGAUUGAAAAUGCGCCCGAAUGAGCUUAGAGCUGGGAAAAGAGGGAGAGAAGAAUUGCUGGAAGAAGAUUAUGCUGCCAUCAGAUCAUCAUCUCAAGAACCACCACAGUGGUCAAGACAGAUUAGAGGAUCAACAGAAAUGCCAUCAAGUUUCAGUGAGGAUGAAACUGCAGAAACGAGCUCCUCUAUGGACUGAGGAUUUGAAGUGUCAAAUUAUGGCAGAAUUACAGAAAACAUGCAGUUUGAGUUUGAUGAAAGAGAUUGCAUCCUCGGAAAGUCCAUUGUUGGGUUGUACAGUUGAUUAGAUGGAACAACGUUUUUGCUCGAUCUAUAUAUCCCCAUCAAAAGUUCAUAUCCAUACAUGCAACUCUCUCUUUCCCUCUCCUGCUCGGUUAGCAGCAGCUUUUAUUGAAGAAGAUUGGUUAUUUUUUCGAUGGCAAGAUUGCUUGAUCAUCUUUGUGUCAAUAGUUGUGUAAAUUAUCCGAUUUGCGCUUGUUUAGAAACUAAUGAUGUUGUUAGUUACCUUGUAAAAGCUGUUUUGCAUAUGCCAUGGCGCUUAGGAUUCGAUUGCUAGUGUUGAUUUUUUCGGUAUAUCUUAUACUCCGUACAAGUAGUUGUUUCAAUUUGUUCAGCUUAUC